Suricata suricatta (meerkat) is the source of this 2813-nucleotide messenger RNA. RefSeq names its product carcinoembryonic antigen-related cell adhesion molecule 1-like. Lineage: Eukaryota; Metazoa; Chordata; Mammalia; Carnivora; Herpestidae. The transcript is spliced from 8 exons. The record is from RefSeq and is a predicted model, not a curated record. Gene Ontology annotation, cellular component: plasma membrane; cell surface. Gene Ontology annotation, molecular function: protein tyrosine kinase binding. Gene Ontology annotation, biological process: regulation of immune system process; signal transduction.
AUGGUGCUUGUUGCCUGCUCUGUCGCCCCCUCUGUGAGGAGAGCUUCUGCUCCAGAAAUGCUCAGGAACUAUACCCUACAGUACGUAAAGAUAAAUGCCCAGAUUGAAAGAGUAACUGGACAGCUCCGUGUGUUCGCGGAGUUACCCAAACCCAACAUCACAAGCAACAAGUCGGACCCCGUGGAGAACGUGGACUCUGUAGUAUUAACGUGUGAACCUAAGACUGAGAACACAAGCUACCUGUGGUCAGUAAACAAUAAGAGCCUCCCGGACAGCAGCAGGCUCGAGCUGUCCCUGGACAACAGGACCCUCACUUUACAUGCUGUCACAAGGAAUGACACAGGACCCUAUGAGUGUGAAACUUGGAACCCAGUCAGUGCCGGUCGUAGUGACCCAUUCACCCUGAAUGUUCUCUAGCCAGUGGCCCCGCCCACUCUCAACAUCAGCAACACCACAGUCACUGAACAUAAGGACUCUGUGGUCCUGACCUGCUCCACAAAUACCACAGGGGUCUCUAUCUGGUGGCUCUUCAACGGCCAGAGUCUAAAGCUCACGGAGAGGAUGAAGCUGUCUGAGGACAACAGCACCCUCACCAUAGACCCUGUCAGGAGGGAAGAUGCCGGGACUUACCAGUGUGAGGUCUCCAACCCAGUCAGUGCCAGCACAAGUGACCCCGUCAGGCUGACUGUGGAAUAUGAUCCCACACAACCAAGCUCUGGCCUCUCCCCUGGGGCUAUUGCUGGCAUCGUGAUUGGAGUCCUGGCUGGGGUUGCUCUGAUAGCAGCCCUGCUGUACUUUCUGUACAUCAGAAAGUCUGGCGGGACAAGUGACCUGCGUGAUCUCACAGAGCACAAACCCUCAGCCUCCAACCACAGUCAGGACCACUCUGACAAUGCGAAUAACAAGACUGAUGAAGUUGCAUAUUCUUCCCUGAACUUCAAUGCCCAGGCACCAGAGAAAUCAGCGUCAGCCUCCCCAUCCCCAACAGCCACAGAAACAGUUUAUUCAGAAGUCCAAAAGAAGUAAUGCAUCCUGCCCUACUCUCUGUGCUGCUGAUUCCUUCCAAGCUUCUCAUCCCCCUCACUAGGAGACCCUUUUCCCCUCGGGGAAAAGGGGAAGAAGCCUCUUUCCCCACUGCACUCCCUACCUGAGGCACCUCCAGGCUGCCUGGUUACAGCCCCUCCCUUCAGUGUCAAUAGACAAAAUGGUACAUCCGGGAUUCCUAGGAAACCCAACUUUCCUAGUCAUUGAAUUUUGUCAAAGCAGACCUUGGGAGGCUGCCAGAGCCUCCACCCCUCCCGCGUUUUCCUGACCUAACCCUGUUUUAAACUUAUUUAUUCAGGGCACAGUCAUUCCUUCCCACCCCCGUCCUGUCCUGUUUGAGUCCAACUUGAAUUUGCCAUAACCUUGUGAAUUAUGUCCUGAUUCACUGAAAUGCAUGUGCCAGAAAAAAAGAGAGAGAAGUAAAAGUAAAAGCUUCUAUCUCCCCACAGCCCAGUGUGAACCCACCACACACGGGCAAACAAAUAUAUAACCAAUGCUGAACCGAGAAAUUCCCCACCUUUGUCUACUGUCAGAGCUGUCUACCAAGGACUAAACACCUUGCCGCUUAACUCGAAUGCUCCUAAGCCAUCUGGCAAGCCUGUUUUUAGAGAACCCACUGGAAGCGAUUAGGAAAAUUAUUCACCAAGGUCCACAGGUGAUUCCUAAUGAAAAUGCCCCCAAAAUGCACAUUUCAUAACUUCAUGGGCUUUAUUCAAGAAAAUAUUCACAGAAGGAGGGCUUACAGCUUCAGGAAAUAUUCAGCUCUUAACAAUCAGCUCGGAAUUUGGGAAAAGUCAGAGGAGCUACACUUCAGAGAUUAUUUAAAUAAUUGUUAAAGAAUGCACAACGCGGCAUAUUGGGUUUUUUUCCCCUUUUCUCUGAGACAUUCCACCAUUUUGGUUUUUGCAUCUGCUUAUUUAUGUGAAAGGGGCUAUUUUUACUUAGCUUAUCUAUGUAAGCCAAUCUGACUGCCUUAGGGGAAAGAAGCCACCAACCCCCCACCCCCAAGUCCCCUUGGCCCCUUGAUGUCUGGGCUCCAAAUGGAAAAGAAGCAGCAGCAGUUUGCCUCCUUUGUGGCUAGAAAUGGGUCUAACUCAGUUUCCCAGCAUCUCAGGCCAGACUGCAACCACCAUUCCAUUCCAUGGGGGCCUCUGCUCGGUGUGGCAUCUGCCUCACUCAUUUCCUCAGGUGACCCAGCCUCUGCUAAGGUGCUUUUGGUCCUUGACAAGUGGGGAUGCCCUGAAGGGAACACACUCAAGCCCUGUUGGCACUGUUUACACCCUGGAAAGCUGCACUUUUGCUGAUGCUCCUGGAAUGGGGCUGUGAGAAAUUAGGCCAGGGGGAGGGUGAUAACUGAGCCGGAGGCUUCUUGAACAGCCUCUGAAAUGUUUUCUCCUGUGGGGUCUGCGAGUCUGAGUCCCAGUGUGCAGAACAGAAAAGAAGAACAGGAGGAGAAGCAAUGCACUUCCCAUCCAGCCCCGCUCUAAGCAGAUGGGAGUCUCUUUGGGGCUGUUGGGGAAAGGCUUAUAUUUUUUAUUGAUUACUUGAUGUCAUGCUGUGUCUAACAGCCCCUCAAAGAGGGCUAGUUGGGAAUUCUCUGUACUCAGGUACCUCUUUCAAGGGUUUUCUAACCCUCACACAGUCUGUAUAUACUUACCCUCAUCUCUGCUACUCUGGGUUAUUUAAUUUUGCCUGGCUAGGGCCACUUCUGAAUUAUUUGUAAAAGUUGCUCUAUAUUUAUAAUAAAAAUUAUAAAUUAGACACAAACA